Dendroctonus ponderosae (mountain pine beetle) is the source of this 1584-nucleotide messenger RNA. RefSeq names its product sialin. Bases 36 to 1547 code for a protein of 503 amino acids. Gene Ontology annotation, molecular function: transmembrane transporter activity. The record is from RefSeq and is a predicted model, not a curated record. Lineage: Eukaryota; Metazoa; Arthropoda; Insecta; Coleoptera; Curculionidae. The transcript has 10 exons. Gene Ontology annotation, biological process: monoatomic anion transport; transmembrane transport. Gene Ontology annotation, cellular component: plasma membrane.
UUAAAACACUACCAAGUGUUUUAGUGUGCGCCGCAAUGUUAUCGAUUGCUCCCGGUCUAAACACGCUUAAAAGGGGCAGUGUUCAUCUGCAGAAAGCCGCCAAAGUGGUCAAUGAUCAGAUCGGAUCCAGGCAAGUGCUGGCGUUUUUCGUCCUCACGGGGUUUGUUCUGUGCGGAGUGGUAGAACAGAGCGCUUCAGUGGCUUUGAGGGCGAACAGCACUUCCAGCUACUCAGCAGCUGAGUUUGCUGAGUAUGUGGAGAACACCAGCUACAUUACCAGGUAUUGUCAGCCGCUGGAGGAUAGUAAUGGGACUGAAAGCACCUAUACGAUUCAUGUAGUGCGAUCCAUACCGCAUAUUGAGAUUCCCAUGACCAGGACGGAUGAAACCGAAGGCGUGCUCCGCCAGGCCUUCAUGUGGGGAACUUUGGUUUCUCCGCUAGCGGCCAGUAGGAUCGCCGCUCGAGUCGGCGCCGAGCGCCUGUAUGGAGUAGGGGUUCUAGGAACUGGAGUGGUGGCUGUCCUGGUGCCCGCCAGCUGGCUGACCGCUGGGCACGUUUGCGUCCGCAUUGUCCAAGGCAUUUUUAUGGGGGCCACUUGGCCAGCUGCCCACAUGUUGGCAGUCACCUGGAUCAAGCCCAAGAACCUCAGCGCUUUUGUGUCCCUCUAUUCUGCGGUGAAUCUCGGCUACGCAGUGGUGGGGAUUUUGGGAACGGUGCUGGUGCGCCACUGGGGCCGCGACUGGCUCAGCUACGUCAUAUCAGUGGUGUCGGGAGUUUGGUACUUUCUCUGGUGGAGGUUUGUUGAGGAGUCGCUCCAUCCCAAUAGGCCCAAGCGCGAUGAACACCGGAAUUUGCCUUGGAGGAAGCUGCUGGGGUCCAAGCCGGCGUGGGCGUGCGGAGUAGCAGUGGUGGGGAGCCAAUGGGCUGACGCCACCUUGAUGCUGGGCGUGACCAAGUACCUCAAACUGGUCUAUGGGUUUUCCAUUGAAUACGAGGAUAUUCUGCAGUCCAUGCCGCACAUCGGUCAUUUCUUCGCCGCCAUCACCUUUGGAAUAGUUGUAGACCAUGUGAGGGCUUCUGGAAUAGUCUCUACCACCACAGCACGGAAGCUCUUCGUCUACAUGUCCCAUUUUCCUCCGGCCGCUCUGAUGUUCAUCCUGGGUUACACUGGAUGCGAUCCAGCCGCCCCUGCCGCCCUCUAUGUGGCAGCGCUAGCAAUGACAGGCGCCACCGCGUCUGGUGUAUUUAGCAGCGCUGCAGACAUUGCGCCCAACUUUGCAGGCACGGUCUUCGGGCUCUGCCAGACAGUGGGCGCUGCCGGUCUGCUUGCAGCCAAUUACGCCGUUUCCGAAGGGUUGCAUGGAUCGUUUGCCGGUUGGUGGCGACUAGUUUUUGGCGCAUCCACUGCCAUCUUGCUCUUCACCGCCAUAUUUUUUAUGAUUUGGGGUAGCGGCUCGGUUCAAGACUGGAACGAGUCGGAAAACGAACCCUCUAUUGAGUUGGAGGAUGUGGAGGAACCAUCCAGGCUGGAUUCUGUCUUGGAGUAGUCCCGUCUCCAUCCGAAUAAAUAAUUUUUCUUCGUAA